GAGGGGGGUGGGCCUACUGUUGAAGAUGGGCUCAUUUACCCCGGCUCCUCCUCUAUGAGUCAACCUGCUCUGCUUCCUUAUGACCCUUCAGCAUUUUGACUGCUACUGCCAUUUCUUCUCUACUGCCUGUUUCCUUCACACAUCAGAAGCAAAAUGGCGUCUGGAGUAAAAGUUGCAGACGAAGUGAAACAAAUCUUCAACGCAAUGAAAGUAGUGAAAACUGAGGAUGACGAAAAGGAACGUAUAAGAAUCGUGCUACUUCACAUCGACACAGAAAUUAAAGUGGAGAAAAUCUACCGGCAAAAAGAUCUGGAAGACCAGGAUGAUGUCUUCAAGUUCCUCAAGACUCUGCUGCUUUGUGACCAGUGCCGCUACGUGCUGUAUGACUGCCACUUUGAAAUCAAGGAAAAUAUUCAAAAAGAGGAACUGGUCUUUAUGAUGUGGGCUCCUGACAGUGCAAAAAUGAAAGGUAGAAUGCAGUAUGCUAGCUCAAAAAGCGCAAUUCAGAAGAUUGUAGAGGGGGUCAAGCAUACCAUGGAGGUACACGGCAUUGACGAUAUGGACAAGGACUGUUUUACAGAUCGCCUAAAACAUAAAGUAUUGAAACUUGAGGGCCACUGUGCAACUGGUCAUUAAGCAAACUGUCUUACCCCUGAUUCAUAAAAAGGUACAUUUAAUGGGAUUUGAGGUGAUGCUAGCAAAGUUUCCAGAUCAACUUUGUUUUUUCAAUUGGUCCAACAAAGCUUAAAGGGAAGGUUUUGGCUCCGGAUGGCAUUAGAUUCCUGUAAAACAAGCACCUGAUGCGUUUGCUCUAUAACUGUCCAGUCACACCAGUUUGGCUGUGAAAUCACUUGUUCAGAUCUCAUUUUAUUCACACUUUAACAUACCCAUACUAUGCUUAAUGAUCUGUUUUUCUUGACUGUUACACUUUGAUAAACGCCUAUAAAUAGUACAACUUUUACAAAGUGAAAAUGCAGCAGUUGUUUCACUGAGUAUUGUCUAAUAAAUUCAAUUCAACUGAU
Messenger RNA from Cottoperca gobio, 1022 nucleotides. RefSeq names its product cofilin-2-like. Bases 154 to 636 code for a protein of 160 amino acids. The transcript is spliced from 4 exons. The record is from RefSeq and is a predicted model, not a curated record. Gene Ontology annotation, molecular function: actin binding. NCBI's taxonomy places the organism in Eukaryota, Metazoa, Chordata, Actinopteri, Perciformes, Bovichtidae. Gene Ontology annotation, cellular component: actin cytoskeleton. Gene Ontology annotation, biological process: actin filament depolymerization.